Molecule: messenger RNA, 3618 nt
Organism: Sphaeramia orbicularis (orbiculate cardinalfish)
Lineage: Eukaryota; Metazoa; Chordata; Actinopteri; Kurtiformes; Apogonidae
Gene: hif1aa
Product: hypoxia inducible factor 1 subunit alpha a
Exons: 15
Coding region: 250-2544 (764 amino acids)
Biological process (GO): cellular response to hypoxia; regulation of transcription by RNA polymerase II
Molecular function (GO): DNA-binding transcription factor activity, RNA polymerase II-specific; RNA polymerase II transcription regulatory region sequence-specific DNA binding; protein dimerization activity
Source: RefSeq, a predicted model, not a curated record
CGCAACAUUGUCUCUCCAAGUAAUCUGCCUCUCCAGCGUGGCACUGUCUUUGAUGAAGAGUGAAGGAAAGCCGGAUGAAACAUUGAUCUCUUUAACCAAACGGAAACAGUGAAAACUUCUACGGUAUCGGCUUGUGGAUUUACAGAUUUGUUUGGUGAUAAAACCGUGGGAUUUUGGUUCAUUUCUGAGCGGGCCCGGAUACAGCUUGGUUGCGAUAGUGAGACUCAACUCAGGUCCUUUCGUCCUGACAUGGACACAGGAAUUGUACCCGAAAAAAAGAGAGUGAGCUCUGAGCGGAGGAAGGAGAAGUCAAGGGAUGCAGCAAGAUGCCGCCGUGGGAAGGAGUCUGAGGUGUUUUACGAGCUGGCCCAGCAGCUGCCCCUGCCCCACAGCGUCAGCUCCAGCCUGGACAAGGCCUCCAUCAUGAGACUGACCAUCAGCUACCUUCGCAUGAGGAAACUGCUCACCACCGAUGAACCAAUGGCAGUGGAGGAAUCAGAGCUGGAUGUCCAGCUAAACAGCUCAUAUCUGAAGGCCCUGGAGGGUUUUCUCAUGGUGCUAUCUGAAGAUGGAGAUAUGAUAUAUCUCUCUGAGAAUGUGAACAAGUGCCUCGGGCUGGCACAGUUUGACCUGACAGGACACAGUGUGUUUGACUUCACACACCCAUGUGACCAGGAGGAGCUGAGGGAGAUGCUGGUCCACAGAACAGGCUCCAAAAAGACCAAGGAGAUAAACACAGAGCGCAGCUUCUUCCUCCGAAUGAAAUGUACUCUCACAAGCCGGGGCCGCACGGUCAAUGUCAAGUCAGCCACAUGGAAGGUGCUACACUGCUCCGGUCAUGUCCGUGUAUUUGAGAACGCCUGUGAGGAGACUCCAGAUGGGCCAAAGGAGCCGCCGGUCCCCUAUCUGGUUUUGAUCUGUGACCCUAUCCCUCACCCGUCCAACAUUGAGGUUCCUCUGGACACCAAGACCUUUUUGAGCCGCCACACAAUGGACAUGAAGUUCACGUACUGCGAUGAAAGGAUCACUGAACUCAUGGGAUAUGAUCCUGAGGACCUGUUGAAUCGCUCUGUGUAUGAGUACUAUCACGCUUUGGACUCAGACCAUCUUACCAAGACUCACCACAACUUGUUUGCAAAAGGCCAGGUCAGCACAGGACAGUACCGGAUGUUGGCCAAGAAAGGAGGCUUCGUGUGGGUGGAAACACAAGCUACUGUCAUCUAUAACAACAAGAACUCUCAGCCACAGUGUGUUGUCUGUGUCAACUUUGUGCUCAGUGGCAUCCAGGAUGAGAAACUGAUCUUAUCCCUGGAGCAGACUGAGGACAUGAAGCCAGUGAAGGUGGAGCAACGGGAGGAAGAGGAGGAGGAGGUGGAGGAAAAGGUUGUAAUAGAGAGCAGCCCACCUGAUAUGUCUCCGACUCUGCUGAAGGAGGAGGAGAAGGUCCCAGAGCUGGACGUGAUCAAACUGUUCACUCAGGCGGUGGAGACCCAGCCACUGACCAGCCUGUACGACCAGCUGAAGGAGGAGCCCGAGGCCCUCACCCUGCUGGCCCCCGCCGCCGGAGACACUAUCAUCUCCCUGGACUUCAGCUGCCCUGAUUCUGAUAUUCAACUGCUGAAAGACGUCCCCCUCUACAACGACGUGAUGCUUCCCUCCACCAGUGACAAACUGGCUCUGCCUCUUUCUCCUCUGCCACCCAGCGAGCCUCUCCAUGUCACCUCCACCACCUCUGAGACUGAAAAGGCUGAGAGCUACACUCCAGCCCCAUCCACUACAGCAAGCAGCAACAACCCCACAGAGACUGAUAGUCCACUGGACUUUUGCUUCCCCAUGGAUUCAGAUAUGAACUCAGAUUUCAAACUAGACUUGGUGGAGAAGUUAUUUGCCAUUGAUACUCAACCCAAGACUCUCUUCACCACACAGGUGAUGGAAGACCUAGAUCUAGAGAUGUUGGCUCCGUACAUCCCAAUGGAUGACGACUUCCAGCUCCACAGUCUGACCCUAGCCGAGCCUCUGCCUUGUGCACCAGUCAAAUCUCUGGAGAGCUCCCCUGUCCACAUCACACAGGAAGUUCGCAGCUUUCCCAGCUCCCCCUUCAGCUCAGGAGACAGCCGCACGGCCUCUCCCGCGCCACCGGAAACUGUAACUGGCCCUCAUCCCACCACCAUCCUUUCAAAGAGGACCCCACAGUUGGACAAGGAAUCUUUACUCCGGACGCUGGCAGCUCAAAAUGCACAGCGUAAAAGGAAACUGGGAGAAAUAAAAGAAAUAAAUGUACAAGGAGCUUUGCCUCCUGAACCGCUGAAAAAAUUGAAGCCGUCAGAAUCUGCAACAACUGAAGGAGUCACCCACAGGACCAUAAUUCUGCUGCCUUCAGAUCUGGCCAGUCGCUUGCUGGGAAGCACAUCGGAGGGCACCAGUUCCCCCUUCACCCUGCCUCAGCUGACCCGUUACGACUGCGAGGUCAACGCUCCAUUGCAGGGCCGUCAGUACCUGCUGCAGGGGGAGGAGCUGCUGCGCGCUCUUGACCAUGUUAACUGAGUCAACGCUUAGCCCGCUCACUGCUGGACUAGACUGGACACUACAGUUUCUCCCGCCCCUCACACUGUCACUGUCUCUCUGAAGACCCCCCUCCCCACCCCCUCCUCACCCCACUGCCCCUUAUUUAUGUAUCUGUAUGAGUUUGAUUAUAGUUUGGCUGCUGUUUGUGCACAUCAUGUGAUAUCUGCAGCAUUCCACCGUGACAAACACCAUAGCAGCAUCUGGGUUUUGGUGCAAGGGAUUCAGGCAUCAUGAGAUGUCCAAUUAUUGUUUUUUGUUUUGUUCUUCUCUCUUCUGGGGAGUCUCUCAGCACACGGCGCCUCGACAGAUGACCGAUUUCCAGCAGGUCACCACAGAGCCUGGUGCUACUGCCAGCAGUGUAUUGUAAGCUUCAGUCGCACAAUUUAUAUUUUCUUAAAAAGAAAAAUAUUACCAGCAAUAUAUAUUAAGCCUUUUUAAAGUAGUUUUAAUGGGAUUUGAACAAUGUUAUUUUUCCUCCCAUACUUGUAUGUUGUAGUACUCGUACCUAACAAGAUGUCUUUAGUCCAGAAGUAUGAACAUAUUGUUUAAACCUAAAAUGGUUUGAAUGUUCUAUCCAUUUAAUAGCCGUCAGUCUUUGAGGUAAAUACAUUUAAUUGUGUAGCAGUCCAGUACAUGUCACUUAAUUACUUUACUGUAAGUGUGUGUUACUGUACAUAUACCAGGGAAAUUAAUUUACUCAUUUUAGCUUCACCGCUUUCUUACUCUCAACAUGAAAUCAGAGAGUAUGCACCUUUUGUUCUGCUUCUCAUCUUAGAGAAUUGGCAAUUUAACGUAACGUGAACUUUUCUUUUUCUGGUUUUUACUGUGCGUGGCAUACUCAAAACUGUCAAAAUAAGUGGCAUCUCAACAAUUCAUAUUUUUCAUUUACUUGUGUAAUGAUUGUCAUCGUAGUAGCAGUUCUGAGUUGUCUAACUUGUUUGCUCAGUUAAUGGUAGUCAUUUUAACACCAGUGAUCCAUGCCCUAUUGUUGGGUUGCUCAUGCUUCUUGUUGCAGUCUAACAUUAAAAGGCUAUAUUAAAAUUUUUUGCAGUU